Molecule: messenger RNA, 1897 nt
Organism: Spodoptera frugiperda (fall armyworm)
Lineage: Eukaryota; Metazoa; Arthropoda; Insecta; Lepidoptera; Noctuidae
Product: fatty acyl-CoA reductase wat-like
Exons: 12
Coding region: 163-1770 (535 amino acids)
Biological process (GO): long-chain fatty-acyl-CoA metabolic process
Cellular component (GO): peroxisome
Molecular function (GO): alcohol-forming very long-chain fatty acyl-CoA reductase (NADP+) activity
Source: RefSeq, a predicted model, not a curated record
GUCGGGAAUAAAAAUUUAUUCAAUUUGAAUACCUCAUUUAUUUUUUUGUCGUAGUGGUGUUGAUUUUUUGUUUUUUUGGACUGAAAAAAUAAAUAGUGAUAGGUUUUUUUUUUGGUGUGGACUAUUUUUUUUUUUUGUAUUGGUGCUGGAAAAAAUUGGGCCAUGGCGGUGGAAACGCUCACUGAAACCCAGAUGUUUGAACCGAAGCAAGGAGGAGACAUCACCUACAUGGACAUGGUUGAGGAGUCCCAGCCUCUCGGUGACUCGCAGAUACAGAAACUCUUCGCUGGAUCCUCCGUCCUCCUCACUGGAGGUACCGGCUUCCUUGGAAAGCUGGUCGUGGAGAAAUUGUUGAGAUCCUGUCCAGACUUAAAGAAGAUCUUCCUUCUAGCAAGACCGAAGAAGAAUAAGACCAUCACGAAAAGAUUACAAGAACAAUUUGAUGAUGUGCUCUACGAUAGACUGCGCAAGGAAUGUCCAGACUUCAUCAAUAAGAUCAGCAUUGUGGAAGGUGAUGUAGGGCAGCUGGACCUGGGGAUGUGCCCUGAAGACAGGAUCAAAAUUAUGAAUGAGGUGGAAGUGAUCUUCCAUGGAGCAGCAACAGUCAGGUUCGACGAGCCCCUGAAGACCGCUGUGGAGAUCAACGUGCGAGGGACCAGGGAGAUGUUCAAGCUGGCCAGGGGAUGCAGCAAGCUGAAGGCAUUUGUUCAUAUUUCUACUGCUUACAGUAACUGCCCUCAAAAUAUGAUCGGCGAGAAGUUCUACGAGAGCCCCCUGCCGGGAGACAAGCUGAUCGACCUGGUGGAGACCAUGGAAGAGAAGGUCAUCAAUAACAUCACUCCUGGCUUCCUUGGAGAUUUCCCCAACACCUAUGCCUACACGAAGGCUGUAGCUGAGAAUAUUGUCAAGGAGUACUCCAAGGGUCUACCAGUGGCAUUAUUCAGGCCUUCUAUUGUUAUUGGGACAUCUAAGGAACCAGUGUCUGGAUGGAUAGACAAUGUGUACGGACCUACUGGUGUGGUAGUCGGAGCAGCGGUAGGUCUCCUCCACGUGUUAAACUGCAACCCCAAAGUCAAAGCUGACCUGGUGCCAGGAGACAUGGUGGUGAACGCCUGCAUCGCCACAGCCUGGAAGACGGCGAAGGAGUAUCCCAGUAACCACGAGGAUGCUCCUCCUCCAGACCUGACUCCUCCUGUUUACAACUACGUGUCUUCUGAACAGAGGCCUUUGACUUGGGAGAAAUUCAUGAAUUAUAACGAAGUAUACGGUUUCCAAGUACCGACCGUCCAAGCUAUAUAUUACUACCUGUUUCACCUGACUUCGUCCAAGUUUCUAUACAACUUGUACUGCUUCUUGCUACACUGGAUCCCUGCUUAUAUCAUUGACGGAGUCGCCGUGAUCAUUGGCAAGAAACCUAUGUUAAGAAAAGCAUACAAGAAAAUAACGAAAUUCUCCGAAGUGAUGGCUUAUUUCGCGACCCGAGAAUGGAAGUUUGACAACACGAAUACUCAGCAACUCUUCCAAGAAUUGUGCCCAGCCGACAAACACCUAUUUGACUUCGACAUGAGUGCUCUGAAGUGGAACGAGUACUUCUACAAUUAUAUUCGAGGCGUUAGGGUUUACUUACUAAAAGACCCGGUCGAAACUGUUCCGGAGGGUAUUAAAAAGCUGCACAGGUUAAAGUAUCUCCACUACACCUUUUGCGCUAUUUUAGGGUUAUUAUUCCUAAGGCUAUUAUGGGCUAUGCUUAGUGGUGUAUUUAGUUUUUAAUUUGUACCAAAAUUUUAAAUGGUUAUUGAAUUAGCUAAAUGGUUUUGAAAAUUUACAUUGUUUUGCUGCUUCAGUAGUUUGCGUUGAGUUUUUGCGUUGGGUAGGUGGCGCUGGUGUCGCGUUUAGG